Messenger RNA from Prunus dulcis (almond), 1814 nucleotides. RefSeq names its product NO-associated protein 1, chloroplastic/mitochondrial. The coding region runs from base 10 to 1749 and encodes 579 amino acids. Lineage: Eukaryota; Viridiplantae; Streptophyta; Magnoliopsida; Rosales; Rosaceae. The transcript has 13 exons. Gene Ontology annotation, molecular function: GTP binding; GTPase activity. The record is from RefSeq and is a predicted model, not a curated record.
UUGACAGCAAUGGCGCCUAAAACCCUCUCAUCUUUCCUCUCACCUUUCACCCUCCCCUACCACCUCACAAUCCCAAAAACCAAGCUUCUCAAUCUUCACUCGGAAUCCACUCUUAUAUUCUGCAGAUUUUCACAGCCACAAAAGACCCAUCAGAAAGCAACCGUUUCAGAGAACCAAUCAUUGGAUCCCCCACCCGAACCCGACGGCACCGGAGCGGCCGCACCGACCCCAGGCGACCGGUUCCUCGAACGACACCGUUCCUUUGAGGCUGCGAAGGUCUUACUCAAAGAGAAAAAGCAGAAGAAGAAAGAGAAGCCCGUUAAGGUUUCUACGAACGUCGCUUGUUGUUAUGGGUGUGGAGCUCCGUUACAGACUUCGGAGCCCGAUGCUCCGGGUUAUUCGGACCCCGAGACCUACGCAUUGAAGAAGAAACACCACCAGCUUAAAACCGUUAUAUGCGGAAGGUGCAAGCUUCUGUCUCAUGGGCACAUGAUAACUGCUGUUGGUGGGAAUGGGGGCUAUUCUGGCGGGAAACAGUUCAUUAUGGCUGAACAGCUUCGGGAGAAGCUGGCACACCUGCGCCAUGAGAGAGCAUUGAUAGUUAAAUUGGUUGAUAUUGUGGACUUCAAUGGUAGCUUUUUGGCUCGUGUGCGUGAUUUGGCUGGUGCAAAUCCUAUAAUAUUAGUGAUUACUAAGGUUGAUUUACUUCCCAAAGGGACUGAUUUUAAUUGUAUUGGUGAUUGGGUUGUAGAGGCCACUGCAAAGAAGAAGCUUAAUGUUAUAAGUGUUCAUCUUACAAGUUCAAAGUCUUUGGUUGGAGUAACUGGAGUUGCAUCAGAGAUCCAAAAGGAGAAGAAGGGGCGGGACGUUUAUGUUCUGGGCUCAGCAAAUGUUGGGAAAUCUGCAUUCAUCAGUGCUUUGCUGAAAAUGAUGGCAGAAAACGAUCCAGUUGCUGCAUCAGCGCAAAAGUACAAACCAAUACAAUCUGCAGUUCCGGGAACUACCUUAGGUCCAAUUCAAAUUAAUGCUUUCCUAGGAGGAGGGAAAUUAUAUGACACACCUGGAGUUCAUCUCCACCAUAGGCAAGCAGCAGUGGUUCAUUCAGAAGAUCUACCUGCCCUUGCUCCUCAAAGUCGGCUAAGGGGUCAAUCAUUUCCUGUAUGUUUAGUCAGCUUAGGGGGUUAUUCUUACCCUGUAUUUGUGUCCUCUGGAAAUGGAAUAGCAGGGAAUGACUAUUCCAAUGGUUUGAAUGGCUAUUCAAUAUUCUGGGGAGGUCUUGUCAGAGUAGAUGUCUUGAAGGUUCUCCCUGAAACACGAUUGACAUUUUACGGGCCAAAGAGUCUUCAGAUUCAUAUGGUACCUUCUGACAAGGCAGAUGAGUUUUACCAGAAAGAACUUGGAGUUCUGUUAACACCUCCAACUGGAAAACAAAGAGCAGAUGAAUGGAGAGGACUUGAAACUGAGCGUCAGUUGCAAAUAAAAUUUGAAGAUGUGGAAAGGCCGGCCUGUGAUGUGGCCAUAUCAGGUUUAGGAUGGAUCACUGUUGAACCCCUUUGCAAAUCAUCGACAAGUUCCGAUUCCAGAACGGAAGCAGCUGCAGGAGAGCUACAUUUAGCCGUGCAUGUCCCGAAGCCAGUCGAAAUAUUUGUUAGGCCCCCAUUGCCAGUGGGUAAGUCUGGAGCAGAAUGGUAUCAGUAUAGGGAGUUGACUGAAAAGGAAGAGGAAGUAAGACCAAAAUGGCAUUUUUGAUGCUUGUAAUUUUUCAUGUCUAUGACAAUUGACGUGUAUAUAUGCAAUCAAUUUUUGUUGUAAAA